AUGAGUUGGUCUUAUAGUAGAAUCUCUUCUAAUUGGAAGGGUUCAACUACUAUGGCACCAAAUGGCGAAAAGAUUGUGGUCUUCGCAUCUCAUGUUUGGGAAGUUAAUUCAGAUGGCAUAUGUAAUCAAGCGGGAUCUGACUGGCCAAAUACUGUAGCAGCUACUACUAAUGGCAACUUCAUUUACGCUAUUCGUCCUGACGGAUCCAUUUACAAGCUUAGAACCUCGAAUUAUACUGUUUCCAAGUGGAUUGAUGCUGUCCAAAGUGAAAGCUGGAGUAGUACGCGAUCUAUCACAGUAAUCGGUAAUUAUGCAUAUUUAGUGAAUGGCAAUAAAUUAUUUGCCUACGAUAUAUCUCUUACAAUAGUUGAUACAGAUACUGGUGAGACAACUGUUGUGCAUAGCAAUAAUUGGCAUAAGAUAUUGACUGGUUGUGCUACCUCUAGUACAAUGUAUGCUGUUUUUGAUAGUGAAGAACUUUGGAAA
This is a messenger RNA of Dentiscutata heterogama, 486 nucleotides long. The record is from the annotation of a GenBank genome assembly. Lineage: Eukaryota; Fungi; Glomeromycota; Glomeromycetes; Diversisporales; Gigasporaceae.